Messenger RNA from Sesamum indicum (sesame), 1473 nucleotides. RefSeq lists its product as uncharacterized. NCBI's taxonomy places the organism in Eukaryota, Viridiplantae, Streptophyta, Magnoliopsida, Lamiales, Pedaliaceae. Gene Ontology annotation, molecular function: calcium ion binding. The record is from RefSeq and is a predicted model, not a curated record.
GAUUUUAAUUUUACCCUAAUGUUUAUCAAAAAAAAAAAAGAAGGGAUUGAAACUAAUUAGCCAGAAUUGCCCCUCAAACUUGUACCAAAUUCCCGCCGUUUUGUUCUUUCUUCCAUCAAGAAAGACCAAGAACCAACCGAGGAAAGGUGUUGAGACCUUGCAAUUUGAUCAAGACAAGCCAAGAAAUCGAAAACCCAGUUCAGGAAAAAUGCCCAAAUCUGUUGAAUUUGCAGAGUCGGAGUCCGAAGAAGAGGAGCGGCAAAUGGAAAGGGCAGCCCAGGAAAUCAGGAAAAACUAUCAGACUACGAGAAGCUGAGAUUGAAUAGAAUUGAGGAAAAUAAAAGGAGAAUGGAGGCUUUGGGGCUGCGUAAGAUUGCAACUUCUUUCAUGGAAUCGGUUCACAAAACGCCUAAUAAGAAGAAUGAGGAAAAGGGCAAGAGAAAAUUGGUUGAUGAAGAUGAAGAGUAUAAUCCGACUCAAGAUGAUGAGGAAAUGAGUUCCUCAGCGGAAGAGGAUGAAGACGAUGAGGAGUUUUCGCUGUCUCAGAAGAAGAAGGUGAUGAGCAAAACUUCAACUCCUAAGAAGCGAGGCCCUGUUCAAAAGCCUACAUUCGACUCAGAUUUUGUGGAGGAUGAUGAUGCUUUAAUGCAGGCAAUUGCUCUAUCACUACAAGAUUCUGCUGGGUUUUUAGAUGUAAAAAGCAGUUCUCCUAAUCCCGUUGCCCAUCUUAAGAAGACUACAUCUUCUAAAACCCCUGCCACACAUACUAUAGAUACUGCAAGUGACAAAAGAAAAGAAAGUUCCUGCAUUCAAGAUGAUUCAGGAACGAGAAAGAGAAAAAAACCGGGUCGGCAAAUCACCAGUCGAGUGCAAAUGACCGAAGAUGAAAUGCUUAUACAUUUCUUUCAGUUUGAUGAAACUGGAAAAGGUGGCAUCACUCUGAGAGAUGUAGAGAGAUUAGCCAUAGCCCAUGACUUUACAUGGUCAGAAAAGGAGAUAGCUGAGAUGAUACGUUGCUUCGAUAGUGAUGGAGAUGGAAAGGUAAGUUUUGAUGACUUCCAAAAUAUUGUUGGUCGAUGCAAGAUGCUGAAAGGUUCUGAUGGCGGUGGAACUGGUUAAUAAAUUACAAAGCAUCAGCAUAUUCAGACCCUUGAUGGUGUCGAUUAGCACUGGCAGCUCCACAGCAGUCAAGCUGUACCAUUGUAUUAAAGUAGAGAAGUUCCUCUUUUUGGCCAAGGAUCAAGAAGACGCUAUGGGUCAUCAGAAAUUAGAAAGACUUGCACAUCUCAUACUCUUUGACAUUAUUGACAUCAGAUGCUUAGAAUAAGAUUCUUUUUAUUGCUUCGUCCUGUAUCAUACUGCAGAUUUCCCUAUUCUCCUUGCGCUUGCAUGUGCGUGCUAUCAGGUUUAUUAGGACAGUAAAAAGAUAAACUGGUCCUUUUUUAUUGCAAAGAUAUGAAUAUUUCUGGGCAA